Thunnus maccoyii (southern bluefin tuna) is the source of this 563-nucleotide messenger RNA. RefSeq names its product collagen alpha-1(XII) chain-like. Bases 39 to 563 code for a protein of 174 amino acids. The record is from RefSeq and is a predicted model, not a curated record. Lineage: Eukaryota; Metazoa; Chordata; Actinopteri; Scombriformes; Scombridae. The transcript has 5 exons.
GAGACGACACAGAGACGGAGACAGACGUCUACCUGGACAUGGAUCACCUGCUGAUGCUGUUGCUGCUGCUGUGGAGUUCAGGACUCCAGGCUGAAGAUAAACACCAACCAACAGGUUCUCAGUGUGAAAGCACAGCCAAGGCCAACAUCGUGCUGUUGGUCUGUGAAUCCAAGAACACCACCUCUGAAGACCAUGAAAACAUUAAGUCCUUUCUAACUCAAGUAGUCAGCAACUUCAACAUCGGCCCUGACAAAGUCCAGAUCGGUCUGCUUCAGAACAGUGGAUUCUCCUCAGGGAUCCAGUGGGACCUGAACACCCACCAGACCAAACAAUCCCUGCUGGAGGCCAUAGCCAACCUGCCACAGGAAGGAGGAGACUACCACCGCAUGGGAACAGCUCUGCAGAUCAUCCGAUAUGAGUUCUUUAAACCCUAUAAGGGAACGCGUUCAGACUCCCAAAAUAUUCUCAUCCUGAUUACUGAUGGAAAGUCUCGGGACGACGUAUCCCUCCUCUCACAGCACCUGAGAGACGACGGCAUUGAGAUCUACACUAUUGGUGAUUGA